AUGGAAAGCGGGAGAAUGGUGCGGGGUGAUGGAAAGCGGGAGAAGGGGAUGGAAUCUGGGAGAAGGGGAUGGAAUGAGGGAGAAGGGGAUGGAAUCUGGGAGAAGGGGAUAGAAUCUGGGAGAAGGGGGUGGAAUCUGGAAGAAGGGGAUGUAAUCUGGGAGAAGGGGAUGGAAUCUGGGAGAAGGGGAUGGAAUCUGGGAGAAGGGGAUGGAAUCUGCGAGAAGGGGAUAGAAUAUGGGAGAAGGGGAUGGGAUCUGGGAGAAGGGGAUGGAAUCUGGGAGAAGGGUAUGGAAUUUGGGAGAAGGGGAUGGAAUCUGGGAGAAGGGGAUGGAAUGAGGGAGAAGGGGAUGGAAUCUGGGAGAAGGGGAUGGAAUCUGGGAGAAGGGGGGUGGAAUCUAGGAGAAGAGGAUGAAAUCUGGGAGAAGGGGAUGGAAUCUGGGAGAAGGGGAUGGAAUCUGGGAGAAGGGGAUGGAAUCUGGGAGAAGGGGAUGGAAUCAGUAAGAAUGGGGUGGAAUCUGGAAGAAGGGGAUAGAAUCUGGGAGAAGGGGAUGGAAUCUGGGAGAAGGGGAUGGAAUCUGGGAGAAGGGGGUGGAAUCUGGGAGAAGGGGAUGGAAUCUGGGAGAAGGGGAUGGAAUCUGGGAGAAGGGGAUGGAAUCUGGGAAAAGGGGAUGGAAUUUGGGAGAAGGGGAUGGAAUCUGGGAGAAGGGGAUGGAAUCUGGGAGAAGGGGAUGGAGUCUGGGAGAAGGGAUGGAAUCUGGGAGAAGGGUAUGGAAUCUGGGAGAAGGGGAUGGAAUCUGGGAGAAGGGGAUGGAAUUUGCGAGAAGGGGAUGGAAUAUGGGAGAAGGGGAUGGGAUCCGGGAGAAGAGGAUGGAAUCAGGGAGAAGGGUAUGGAAUCUGGGAGAAGGGGAUGGAAUAUGGGAGAAGGGGAUGGAAUCAGGGAGAAGGGGAUGGAAUCUGGGAGAAGGGGAUGGAAUCUGGGAGAAGGGGAUGGAAUAUGGGAGAAGGGGAUGGAAUCUGGGAGAAGGGGAUGGAAUCUGGGAGAAGGGGAUGGAAUCUGGGAGAAGGGGAUGGGAUCUGGGAGAAGGGGAUGGAAUCUGCGAGAAGGGGAUAGAAUAUGGGAGAAGGGGAUGGGAUCUGGGAGAAGGGGAUGGAAUCUGGGAGAAGGGUAUGGAAUUUGGGAGAAGGGGAUGGAAUCUGGGAGAAGGGGAUGGAAUGAGGGAGAAGGGGAUGGAAUCUGGGAGAAGGGGAUGGAAUCUGGGAGAAGGGUAUGGAAUCUCGGAGAAGGGGAUGGAAUCUGGGAGAAGGGGAUGGAAUCUGGGAGAAGGGGAUGGAAUCUGGGAGAAGGGGAUGGAAUAUGGGAGAAGGGGAUGGAAUCUGGGAGAAGGGGAUGGAAUCUGGGAGAAGGGGAUGGAAUCUGGGAGAAGGGGAUAGAAUCUGGGAGAAGGGGAUGGAAUCUGGGAGAAGGGGAUGGAAUCUGGGAGAAGGGGAAUCUGGGAGAAGGGGAUGGAAUCUGGGAGAAGGGGAUGGAAUCUGGGAGAAGGGGGUGGAAUCUGGGAGAAGGGGAUGGAAUCUGGGAGAAGGGGAUGGAAUCUGGGAGAAGGGGAUGGAAUCUGGGAAAAGGGGAUGGAAUUUGGGAGAAGGGGAUGGAAUCUGGGAGAAGGGGAUGGAAUCUGGGAGAAGGGGAUGGAGUCUGGGAGAAGGGAUGGAAUCUGGGAGAAGGGUAUGGAAUCUGGGAGAAGGGGAUGGAAUCUGGGAGAAGGGGAUGGAAUCUGCGAGAAGGGGAUGGAAUAUGGGAGAAGGGGAUGGGAUCCGGGAGAAGAGGAUGGAAUCAGGGAGAAGGGUAUGGAAUCUGGGAGAAGGGGAUGGAAUAUGGGAGAAGGGGAUGGAAUCAGGGAGAAGGGGAUGGAAUCUGGGAGAAGGGGAUGGAAUUUGGGAGAAGGGGAUGGAAUAUGGGAGAAGGGGAUGGAAUCUGGGAGAAGGGGAUGGAAUCUGGGAGAAGGGGAUGGAAUCUGGGAGAAGGGGAUGGGAUCUGGGAGAAGGGGAUGGAAUCUGGGAGAAGGGGAUGGAAUCUGGGAGAAGGGGAUAGAAUCUGGGAGAAGGGGAUGGAAUCUGGGAGAAGGGGAUGGAAUCUGGGAGAAGGGGAUGGAAUCUGGGAGAAGGGGGUGGAAUCUGGGAGAAGGGGAUGGAAUCUGGGAGAAGGGGAUGGAAUCUGGGAGAAGGGGAUGGAAUCUGGGAAAAGGGGAUGGAAUCUGGGAGAAGGGGAUGGAAUCGGGGAGAAGGGGAUGGAAUCUGGGAGAAGGGGAUA
Messenger RNA from Closterium sp. NIES-65, 2306 nucleotides. Lineage: Eukaryota; Viridiplantae; Streptophyta; Zygnematophyceae; Desmidiales; Closteriaceae. The record is from the annotation of a GenBank genome assembly.